GAGUCAGUGGCGCGAGACUGUCAUACAGAUACCGUCAGUCAUAAGACGGGAGGACCCACGCAAGUACCAAUAUGGAGUUUGUGAGGAAGACAAGGGACAGGUACCACGAAUUCCUCGAAGCGGGAGACCCGCGGGUUCAGGGACUACCCUUAAUGUCCUCGCCCGUGCCCUCAGCUGUCAUCCUUAUCUGCUACUACAUAUUCGCGUACUAUGGACGCACAAUCAUGGCCGACAGAAAACCUCUUCAGAUGAAACAGUUUGUAAUGGCCUACAACUUCGGAAUGGUGUUUUUCUCCAUUUACAUGGCUAAAGAGUUCGCUAUGGCGGGGUGGCUAACGGGAUACAAGCUGGGGUGCCAGCCAGUUGACUACACAAAAAGCGGAGAUCGAAUGGCCUUUACUACAUACCUGUUUUUCAUAUCAAAGAUGGUAGAAUUAACCGACACGAUAAUUUUUGUAUUGAAAAAGAAGUUUCAUCAAUUAACAUUUCUGCACCUAUUCCAUCAUGGAUUCCUGCCAUUCAACUGGUGGUUCGGCAUAAAAUUUGCACCAGGUGGCUGGGGAACCUUUCACGCUUUCAUCAAUACAAUGGUGCAUAGUGUGAUGUAUAUGUACUAUUUCCUAUCGGCCUGUGGACCCGCUAUUCAGAAAUAUUUAUGGUGGAAAAAGUACAUCACUAAAAUACAGAUCGCGCAGUUUAUCCUGGUUAUUGGACACACCCUGUCGACGUUUCUGUUUGUAAAGCAUUGUGACUAUCCAGUACUCGCUGUCAGAAUGGUGCUAUUCUACAACUUUUGUUUCCUAGUUCUAUUUUUGAACUUUUACAUAAAAACAUAUAAACCAAAACCAAAACCGGAAGAAAAGGAGAAAAUGGUUUGCACGAAUGGACAUGGGAAAAAUAACCAUGAAUCGGAUGGCCAUAUUAAAAACGGAAAGAUAGAAUGAUGAUAACAAAAAGUAGCUUUGUUGACGAUAGGUAUGCAUAUAAAGGAUAUUUUAAACACCAUGCAAGCUCUGUCCUGUAGAAAAAGUGUUUGUAGUAUGAAGAGAGUACAAGUUUAUUUCUUAAACGAUCUAGUUUUAAAUGCGAUAUAUGACUUUAAGAAGGACUAAUCUGAGGUCUAGAGUAAGGCGUCAAAGACACAAACCUGAGGUUUAGAGUAAGGCGUCAAAGACACAAACCUGAGGUCUGGAGUAGUGCGUCAACGAAACGAACCUGAAGUCUGGAGUAGUGCGUCAACUAAACAAACCCGAGGUCUGGAGUAGUACAUCAACGAAACAAACCUGAGGUCUGGAGUAGUGCAUCAACUAAACGAACCUGAAGUCUGGAGUAGUGCGUAAACGAAACGAACAUGAGGUCUUGAGUAGUGCAUCAACUAAACGAACCUGAAAUCUGGAGUAGUACAUCAACUAAACGAACAUGAGGUCUUGAGUAGUGCGUCAACGAAACAAACCUGAGGUCUGGAGUAGUGCAUCAACUAAACGAACCUGAAGUCUGGAGUAGUACAUCAACUAAACGAACAUGAGGUCUUGAGUAGUGCGUCAACGAAACGAACAUGAGGUCUUGAGUAGUGCGUCAACGAAACGAACAUGAGGUCUUGAGUAGUGCGUCAACGAAACGAACAUGAGGUCUUGAGUAGUGCGUCAACGAAACGAACAUGAGGUCUGGAGUAGUGCGUCAACGAAACGAACAUGAAGUCUGGAGUAGUGCGUCAACAAACGAAUCUGAGGUCUGGAGUAGUGCGUCAACGAACGAACAUGAGGUCUGGAAUAGUGCGUCAACUAAACGAACCUGAAGUCUGGAGUAGUACAUCAACUAAACAAACCUGAGGUCUGGAGUAGUGCGUCAACGAACGAAUCUGAGGUCUUGAGUAGUGCGUCAACUGAACGAACAUGAGGUCUUGAGUAGUGCGUCAACUAAACGAACCUGAAGUCUCGAGUAGUGCGUCAACGAAACGAACCUGAAGUCUCGAGUAGUGCAUCAACUAAACAAACCCGAGGUCUGGAGUAGUGCGUCAACGGAAAAUCAGAGGUUUUGAAAAGCGCGUCAAAGACAGAAAUCUGAGGUAUGAAGGCGUACAAUACAAAUUGUUAUGGUCUAGAGUUGACACACACCUGAAGUCUGGAGAAGUGAGUCAAAGGCACUUACCUGAGAUCUGGUGUAGUGCGUCCGAGACACAAAUGACAUAAAUCAUGUGAGUUUUAAAUGAGGCUGAAUAUGAGAGAUGUUGUGGAAAUUCAUUUAAAUUAUGCUGACAUGUGUUUUGUAUAUGGGGUCGAACGUGUGUGAUUGUAUAAGGAAAAGUUGUGUUGCAGAAUGCAGGUUAAAUCUUCCUGCAGCAUCAGAUUAUGUUCAUGUCAAUGCAUUACAUGUUCUAUAAUAACAGACAGUAAUGUCCUCAUAUCUAAAUACAUAUUAAUGUCCAUGUAAUAAGCUAAAUCACAUCCAAGUACAAAUCCGAAAGUUCUCGGAUUGUACAAAUGACACAAGAUAGCACUUUUCAAAACAAAUUAAGAAUCUCAUUCAGUAGAGCCAAAAUGAAUUAUACUACACCAUACAGCUGUUUGUCCUU
Messenger RNA from Pecten maximus, 2572 nucleotides. RefSeq names its product elongation of very long chain fatty acids protein 7-like. The record is from RefSeq and is a predicted model, not a curated record. Gene Ontology annotation, molecular function: fatty acid elongase activity. Gene Ontology annotation, cellular component: endoplasmic reticulum membrane. Gene Ontology annotation, biological process: very long-chain fatty acid biosynthetic process; fatty acid elongation, monounsaturated fatty acid; sphingolipid biosynthetic process. Bases 72 to 944 code for a protein of 290 amino acids. The transcript is spliced from 7 exons. Lineage: Eukaryota; Metazoa; Mollusca; Bivalvia; Pectinida; Pectinidae.